Magallana angulata is the source of this 2624-nucleotide messenger RNA. RefSeq lists its product as uncharacterized. The record is from RefSeq and is a predicted model, not a curated record. The coding region runs from base 287 to 1783 and encodes 498 amino acids. The transcript has 11 exons. Lineage: Eukaryota; Metazoa; Mollusca; Bivalvia; Ostreida; Ostreidae.
CGAUCCACUUGUUACACCGAAGAACGGUCAAUUCUAUUAAGAGUUGUAUAUUAUUAAUAAAUGUAUUUUCAUAAACAAUCAGCGGACGGCAGACGCACCCACAGGUGUCCUUACUUAUUCCUACCUGUACAACCAAACGGUCGAAAUCAUGUCUCACUGUUUACUCAUUGUCUUGUGACAUCCUGAAAAAUGAAAAACUGUACCGGAAGUGCCCCACUCUGACGCAGACGAUGACAGAGUAUUGGGCUACAGAACAUGAUGAAGAAGAAAACCACUUGAAACAUUGAUGGCAGCUAAACUGAACUUUGUGAUUGUGUUUUCUUUCUGUUUUAUACUUGGAGCAAACGCCAACCGACUAUUUGUACCCUUAGAAGUUGGGUCGUGGAUAGAGGGACAGAGACUGUGUGCAGAGAAAGGCGGAAGACUCCUUAACACGAAUGAUUUCUCGUUCUAUUUGGAAGAGACACUCAAAAACUUCGAGCCAGGGCGCAACUUCUGGAUCGGAGACGUCCAGAGGGUUUCCGAAUUGAUUCACAUCGAAGGUUGCUAUGACAGAAGCUCCAUCCAAGCAAUGCUCUCCAGCUCCAUUCUAUUCACAUCGGCCUUGACACCAGCACGAUGCCAGGAAGUUUGUUGGAAUGAAUACAACUCCAGCUAUUUUGCCAUUAAGCAGGAGGAGUGCUAUUGUCUACAAGUUCUAAAAGACAUUACAUCUCUGAACUUGACUUCUGUCGCCAAAUGUGACUACAAGUGCAACACAAAGGAACCUCCGCGUGCAUGUGGUAGCAAAGAUGGCGGGGACGUCGACGCACUGAGCGUCUAUAAAUCUUCUAUGGUCCCAGGAGGGUCCAACAAUCGUUGCUUCAAAAUAGAAUGUAGUUCCAACAAAGGGUAUAUGAGCGAAAGUUGUUCAAAGCCAUUAAAGCCUUUCUGUUCUCAAAACGUUAGCAUGGUUGCCUCUAACUGGAACAUUUCUUAUGAUCAGUGCAACAAAGGAAAUGGCUAUUUGGAUGGAAGAGCAAAUUUAGAAGAUGUUAUGAGUAAAUGCAGGGAAAUUCAUGAACGAUUUCCAAAUGAUUAUGUUUUUUGGCUUGGGAUCAGGAGACAGUCAUUUCAAACAAUGGAUCAAGGAUAUUCCACUAGGCCUGAUACAUUAGAGAAAUGCGAGUAUUUUAACACCAGCUCGGAUUUGCGACAAACAGAUUUGAACUGCUCGACUGCUAGAUACAGCGUCUGUGUGUUGCCCAAUGGAAUGGGAAGGAAUGGUAAAACCAUCCCGUCAGACAGCACAAACGAAGAUCCAAACGGUCAGAACCAUACCGCUGUGAUAGUCGGGGGCAUUGUGGGAGGGGUGCUGGCCAGCGCAACCAUCUUCAUCGUGCUGCUUCUUUACACAAGAUGGAAACGAAAUCGACAUAAAGAGGACCGGGCGAUAUCUGAAGUCACCAACUCACUGUCUAAAGUACUUGACGAAAACGUUCAGUCUUCAGUUGAUAAAUAUUCAGUCGUAAAUGGCAAGGGAACAGAGGAAGACAUGUAUUAUGAGAGCCAAAACGAGUAUGAUAUUCUUGGAAAAAAGCGGUCAAAAACGAAAGUGCAAGAAGAUAACUUUUACAACAUGUCUGAAAACCCAGUAAAUCAGAAUGAAUACGCGCGAGCGGAUCAGGUUUCUAAAAGGGUGUCUGAUACUGAGGACAUGUACGACCACACCAAUGACAGCGACAUGUAUGGGGUCUCGCUGGUUAUAGAGAGUGAAAAUGUAUACAACCAGAGCAAUAGCUGAGACCCACACGCGAGUCCAUAAGGUGACAAGGCAUUUUAAUCCACAGACACCGUGAUUAUUUUAAUGUACUAAGUAUAAUUUUAACCUCGUAUUCCAUAGAAUCUCCGGGAAAAAUACACGCAUUAUGAUUUUUAUCUUAGCGGGGGGUAUCAAUUGUGAGCUUGCUCACAGUACCUCUAGUUUGACACAAGUUUCAGAUUAAUUGGACAAAUGUUUCUUUUAAACCUCAUGUUACUACGGCGACCAUUUUGAAUUUAUACGAUCACUAAUGGCACGCUACAUGACAUAUACUGUACAUCUCCAUCUCUGUUAUUAUAUUAAUGUGAAUUUUUUUUUCUUGAUUUUCUUAUUGCAAUGUUACAAAACUAUUUUUAAGUAAACUAAUUUCACAAAUGUUAUCUGAAUAAUUAAACAACCAUAUAGGUAUAAAUUUUCACGAUAGCAAUAUUAUUGAUACAACAUGAUAUUGUAUUAUGUUUACAUUCUACUGUGUUUUUCCAUUAAAUUUUGUGAUGUUUAAAGAGGUUCGCUCCUUAGUUUUGGGUAGCCAUUUUCGGUCACCUCUAGUCUGAAAAUUCUGCAUCACGUAUUAAUUCUAAAAGUAUAUUUACAUUUUACAAUGCCAAAUAAACUUAUUGAAUAAAAUAGUUUUUUUUAAAUUUACAUUUAAAUGAGACAUUAAAUGUAUGUCUACUUGUAUGCAAAGUUUUGGAAAGAUGACAUUACUAUAUUUUUAUUUUAUUUGCGUUAUGAUUUGAUUGCUCAAAAAUUUUGUAACAUCGGUUGUUGUGUUCAUUAUGUACUGGCCUUUGAAGCCACCAGUAAAGCAAGAAUUUUCAAA